GAAGGCAUGCACACAUCUGAUUUGCUUUGAGCCUGACCUACUGUGCUGGCAGAAGUCUCUCCGUUGAUGUGGGGGAUGCUGUGGCAGGAGAUCGUGGUGCAUUGCUUUUCCUGGGUGCUGUCGUCUUGGGUGAGGAAGCUAAGGCAUAGUGAGUCAAGGGAGACCUAGGGAAGCAAUCUUGAGCAGUUUCCACUUUCCAAGUGGACUUUGUUGAUUGGAUACAGAUCAGAAACUUGAAAGCAGCAUGCUUCGCCUCCUGAAACUGAUUGUGAUUCCAAUGAUUCUGGGUGACUCUCAGGGCCUAACCAGCAGGGCUGUCUCCCCCCCUGAGCUGAGAGUGCAUGUGGGUGACUCAGCUCUCAUGGGAUGUGUUGUCCAGAGCCCAGAAGAGAAAGAUGUGGUCAAAGUAGACUGGAUACUCUCAAAAGGGGAGCAUGCUGAGAAUGAAUAUGUGCUAUACUAUUACUCCAACCUUAGCGUGCCUACGGGGCGCUUCCAGAACCGUUCACAUUUGGUAGGGGACAUCUUACAAAAUGACGGUUCUCUCCUGCUCCAAAAUGUGCAAGAAGCAGACCAGGGAACCUACACCUGUGAAAUCCGCCUCAAAAACAAGAGUAUGGUGUUUAAGAAGUUUGUGGUACUGCGUGUGCUGCCAGAGAAGCCUAAAGAGCUCACAGUCCUUGAAGGCGGUUCGGCUGAGAUGGGAUGUUUCUUCCAGAGCACAGAAGAGAAACAUGUGACCAAGGUGGACUGGAUGUUUUCUUCCAGAAAGCAUGCCAAGGAGGAGGUUGUCUGGAGCCAUGACUUCAACACACCUAGUGGGCACUUCCAGAACCAGGGCCACUUCCAAAACCGUGUAAACCUGAUUGGCGACCUCUCCCACAAUGAUGGCUCAAUCAUGCUUCAGACAGUGAAGGAGUCUGACCAAGGAGUCUACACCUGCCACAUCUACCUGGGGAAGCUGGAGUCCAAGAAAACCAUUGUGCUGCGUGUGAUCCAGGAAGAAUCUCAAGAAUACGGAGACCCUCUGGAAGCUUUCUCCUUGUCCCAAGUGUUGAUUGCAACAACUCCUCGACCCAAGACCAAUCGGCCAGUGAUCCUGGAUGGGAAUCAGCUGGUGAUAAUUGUGGGGAUUGUCUGUGCCACCUUCUUGCUGCUCCCAGUUUUGAUACUAAUUGUGAAGAAAACCCAGUGGAAUAAGAGUUCAGUGAAUUCUACAGCUUCCUUGAAGAGCCUGGAGAACAAAGAGAAGACUAAUCCAGAGAAACAUGUCUACUCCUCAAUAACUACGUGGGAGUCAAUGGAUGGAGGACCAAGUGGACAAUCAGAGGCCACCUACAUGACCAUGCACCCAGUUUGGCCUUCUUCCUCCAGAGCAUCCAGUCUGGCCCUCUCUUCAGUCAGAUCCAAAUAAUCCAGUUUGAAAAAACCAAAAACCAAAA
Molecule: messenger RNA, 1442 nt
Organism: Phodopus roborovskii (desert hamster)
Lineage: Eukaryota; Metazoa; Chordata; Mammalia; Rodentia; Cricetidae
Gene: Jaml
Product: junction adhesion molecule like
Exons: 11
Coding region: 245-1414 (389 amino acids)
Biological process (GO): monocyte extravasation; heterophilic cell-cell adhesion; neutrophil chemotaxis
Cellular component (GO): membrane
Molecular function (GO): cell adhesion molecule binding
Source: RefSeq, a predicted model, not a curated record